AUGUCUCAGAUCACUGACGUCUGCGGCUACGCAUCGUCUCACUUCGAAGGGCUACCACUAGACGCGCUGCAAUACCUUACCCCUGACGACACGCCAUCCCAACGCGAAAGCCAAAGUCAUUCUAUCACCGACAGCCAGCUAGAGUCAGUUGCAGACCCUCCAGACCUUCCAGACCUUCCAGGUCACCGAGUACGAUCUCGCGCAGAACCUCGGGCCCCAGACACCCUCACGCGAAUUAAGCCGGACAGAAGUAAUGAAUAUAUCGUCUUUACUACCAACAUGUCCGCGGAAUUCGUUAAGUGGUGGCUUCGAACCGAUUUUGGCAAGAAGAAGCGGCUAAACUGGGAGGUCAGCCGUCGCGCAGACUGCUGGACUGGGUUUCAACAAGUUGCACAUGCUAAAGAUGGAAAGCCUGGCGUUAUAUGCAAUCGGUGCCGUACGGUUCUCACACAUCCAGCGACAAAUCAUACCGGAAACUCAUCGAUGCAGAAGCAUCUAGAUGGGCCAAGGUGUCGACAACGAAUUACAAAGAAGGGUAAUAUCCAGCAACUACUCAGUGACGCGGCCGAGAGAAGACCAGUGCCAGCCUUUACUCAACAAAUAUGGGAACAAAAGAUUCUAAAUCUGAUCACUGUAUCGCAUUUACCUUUCCUCUUCGUCGAGCACCCAGAAUUCCAUGACCUCCUUUCCUACGCUCGGCUAGCACCUACACCACCGAGCGUUCCGUCAAGAAAGGUGAUUCGCGACCGGCUCCGGAGUUUCGUUACAGAUAUUCAGCAAGAGACACUACAACAGCUCCCAUGUGGUGCAAAAAUGUCAAUUGCGCUUGACUGUUGGACUUCACCAUUCCAGCACGCAUUCAUGGCCAUCACCGGAUAUUUUCUAGACCAGGAAUGGGAGUAUCGCGAGGUCCUACUUGGGUUUGAGCCAAUUUUUGGAUCGCAUACUGGCGUGAACCUCGGGGACGUAGUUCUCCAGAUCCUACAAAAGCACCAAAUCGCCGAUCGAGUACUAGCGGUGACAACUGAUAAUGCGUCUAACAACAAGACACUUGUCGCAGCAGUGAAUGAUUCAAUCAAGAAGCUACAAAUAGAGACGGAUUCUACGAUCAUUCAAGUACCCUGCCUUGCGCAUGUUAUUCAAUUGAGUCUAGUUGAUUUGCUUGGUAAAAUCAAGGCUUCGCCAAAGAAUGAUAACGCCGAGACAGAAUGGUCUGAUGAUCGUAUACGUUUGCUUCGUACACGCCAGCAGAAACACGAGAUUGCUGACACUCUGAACAAAGUCCGAGGUAUUGCGGUUUAUAUCAACGGAAGCCCUCAACGCAAGGAAGCCUUCUUGAAUACUCAGCCUAGUAAUACGCCAAGACUGCUUCUCAUCCAAGAUGUUCGUACAAGGUGGAACUCGACAUUUCUGAUGCUUCGUCGGGCGAAGAGGCUUCAUAUCGCAAUUGACAAGUUCUGUUCCGACUACGAUCAACAUCAUUUUACAUUGAGUGCAGAGGGGUGGCGGCAAAUCGAUUACUUGCUUUGUAUUCUUCAACCCUUUUUCACGCUCACCACGCUAGUUUGUCGUACUAAAGAUUCGAGCAUCCAUCUUGUCUUUAAGAUCUACAACAAGCUCUUUGACCAUCUUGAAAGAUCGAUGCGUCAGCUUCGCCGAAAGAAGGUUCCCUGGAAACAGCUAAUGCUUUCUUCACUGGAGGCUGCGAAGGGGAAACUCAAGAAAUACUACGGCGAAACAGAUGAUAUCGAAGAUAAUCUCUAUGCUAUUGGGACGAUCCUAGCGCCGUCGAGCAAGAUGGAAUUCUUUUCAACAAGUGAUUGGGACCUAGAUCCCGAGAUGGGAAAGGACUACAGAAAAGAAUACCGCGAGAGUCUUCAGUCUCUGUUUGAGAAAUAUAGCCAAUGUAUACCAUCUGAGAUGAGACAGUCUGAUAGCAGUCAAUUCACAACACAAUCGGAGCUUGAGAAGGCCUUAGACGACGACUCUCCACGACGAUCGACUGCUCCGCAGUAUGACGAGCUCACGAAAUAUCUCCAGAGUGAUACCAUCAAAGGAUCGACUCGGAUCUUCUGGAAAGAUCAUCAGAGGGAAUUCCCUAUUCUUGCAAGCAUUGCCCGUGAUAUCAUGUCAAUUCCAGCGACUGGUGCCGGAGUUGAGCGUCUUUUCAACUCUGCCCGGGAUGUGUGCCACUACCGCCGGGGGUCGUUGAACCCAGAGACUGUUCGCGAUAUCAUGUUGUAUAUGUGUACAACAAGAUUCGAUAUCAAGGAGGAGCAGCGGCUGAUUCUUCAAGAGUAUCUUUUAGACCAUGAGAUUGCCGCUUCGGCCGAAGCACUUGAUAUCCAGACACAUGCUUUCGAGGCUAUCAGUGAUGAUGAGGAGGAUGUCGAGAUGCGUCUUGAGACACCGGCUGCUACAUCAACCACGCAGGCAAACCCGGACGCACCGUCACUCCUAGCAGUCACCCCUGGUAAGCGGCUUGCGGUUACUUCUGACGAUGAGGAAGCCUCUGAUACCGAUGAAUUUGCGGAUCUAGAUGAGAACAGGGCACCACCCUUGCCUGACUUCCCUGAUACACAGCAUCGUGUAUCAGGCAGAAUACGGAAGAAGUCGAGACUACUGGAUGGGUAUGUAGCUUGA
Penicillium verhagenii is the source of this 2643-nucleotide messenger RNA. RefSeq lists its product as uncharacterized. NCBI's taxonomy places the organism in Eukaryota, Fungi, Ascomycota, Eurotiomycetes, Eurotiales, Aspergillaceae. The transcript is spliced from 4 exons. Gene Ontology annotation, molecular function: protein dimerization activity. The record is from RefSeq and is a predicted model, not a curated record. The coding region runs from base 1 to 2643 and encodes 880 amino acids.